CUGUGGGCGUGGCUUAGUAGACGUCUCCUAUUGCAUCAUCACCGUCGUCCCAUGGACUGACUUGUUUAUUGUCGAGCAAGAUGGAGUUCCUUCUGGGAAAUCCUUUCAGUACCCCGGUGGGUCAUUGUAUCGAGAGAGCCACUGAUGGGUCCCUGCAGAGUGAAGACUGGACCCUCAACAUGGAGAUCUGUGACAUCAUCAAUGAGACAGAGGACGGGCCGAAGGAUGCGAUGAGAGCGGUGAAGAAGCGGCUGAGUGGCAACAGAAACUACAGGGAAGUGAUGCUGACUCUAACGGUUCUGGAGACGUGUGUGAAGAACUGCGGCCAUCGUUUCCACGCCUUGGUGACCAGUAAGGACUUUGUGGACGGCGUCCUCGUUAAAGUCAUCUCUCCUAAGAACAAUCCGCCUACCAUCGUUCAAGACAAAGUCCUGGCUCUGAUCCAGGCUUGGGCCGAUGCGUUCAGGAGCAGUCCGGACCUCACAGGUGUGGUCCAGGUGUACGAGGAGCUGAAGAGGAAAGGCAUCGAGUUCCCCACCUCAGAGCUGGAGACUCUGUCGCCCAUCCACACCCCUCAGCGGGCGGCGUCAGCUCCAGAGGGCGACUCUGCACUCCACAAGUACAGCAGCAGCAGCAGCAAGACUAAAGCCGCGCCGCAGCCCGUCCCACCAGCCUACAGCGCGCCGCAGGCCCCCAGCCUGCAGCCGGGGGGCGCCGUCACCCCCAGCCCUGAGCAGAUUAGCCGGCUCCGCAGCGAGCUGGACGUCGUCCGUGGAAACACCAAGGUGAUGUCAGAGAUGCUGACGGAGAUGGUGCCAGGGCAGGAGGACGCGUCAGACUACGAGCUGCUGCAGGAGCUGAACAGGACGUGCCGAGCCAUGCAGCAGAGGAUAGUGGAGCUCAUCUCCUGCGUCUCCAACGAGGCGGUGACCGAGGAGCUGCUGCACGCCAACGACGACCUCAACAACAUUUUCCUCCGCUAUGACAGGUACGAGCGGUUUCGGUCCGGCAGAUCCUCGGCUCAGAGUGUCAACAACGGGGUUCUCAGUGAGGCCACAGAGGACAAUCUGAUUGACCUUGGACCCGGCUCGCCUGCGGUGGUCAGCAACAUGUCCAGCGCCGCUCCGUCCAGCCUGCCCCCCGCCCUGAGCAGCGCUGCAGGGAGGCCCUCGUCCCCGGCCUCCCUGGCCUCCCGCCUGGCCGGUUUAGACGUGGGCGCCGACAGCGUCAGUAGCACUCUGAGCGCGCUGAGCAGCUGCAAGCCGGCAGCAGCGCAGGAUGACUUUGACGUGUUCGCUCAGACCCGGAGCGGCGCGCUGGCAGAACCACACAGAACGUUGUCAGCAGCAGACGCUGCAGCGGACGACCCUCCGCCCACGCUGGACGUCCAGCAGCCGGCUGCUGCAGGCGCGGGCCGGGAGCGUCAGUCCUCUGUCAUGGAUGACAUAGAGGAGUGGCUGAGCACCGAUGUGAAAGGAGACGAAGGAGAGGAAGGCGUGACCAGCGAAGAGUUCGAUAAGUUCCUGGAGGAGCGGGCCAAAGCUGCCGAGACCGGCCCGCCGUCGCCCCCCAGUGGCGCGGCGCAAGGAACGCCCAGCAGGAAGAAGACGGGGAGACAGGAAGACGCUCUGCUGGCCAUGUAGACCAUCAGCCCCCGUUGAUCCUCCUACGUCUCCAGACCAGAACGGCUGCAGUCCAGAGACGUCCAGGUCACCCACUUCCUGCUUCCUGUGUCCCACUUCCUGUUUCCAGACAUUUUCAGUAACUCUGAGGCAGGACGGCCAUCAUAUCAGCGUUGGGUUUGUUUUAGCUGCUCCUAAGCAGAACCGACCCGUUUGGUUCUGUAGGACUGACCGUCCUCUCUGAUGUUUGUCCUAGUCAAAUCAUCUCCCAGUUGGUUUGUAAAUGUUUGGUGUAUAUUUGCUUCAGAGUCGCUGGUUUCAUUAGUUUCUGUUCAGAACAAAAAGGGAAAAACCUCCAUGAUGCGACAGGAAGAAGAAAGGCGGGAACUUCCUGUUGAUCCAACUGAAGCUGCUGGCAGGGCCGGCCCAAAGCCCCCAGGGGCCCGGGGCCCCUGUCCCCCACCGUGGGGCCCCCUUACAUUAUAUCCUGACUGUUAAAAGAAGCUGCUGCCGCAACGUUUGCUCAUGCCUUGGGCCGGCUCUGCCUUCACUGUUUGUUUUGUCCUGAACUCGUUUAGAGGACCAAACGUUUCGAUUUGACUUCCUGUUUCUGAUUCAGCUUCACACUACAGAUGGAGUUUGCACAUCAUCGGUGUCGUUAUUAAUCUAAAGAUUUGCUGACAUCCUCAGAGGCCUGACCUUUCAACACCACAUUUGUUUUCAGAAAUGAGUCGCAGCGUUUAGGUCCAGACCAGCGCUUGGUCGCCGCGGCAACGAGCGUUUCCGUUGAGCUGCAGAAGUAAUUUAUUCUCUGAUCAGUAUUUAAGUAUUUUAUUGAGCUGAGGAUCAACUGGCAUCAUGUCUGGACUUUAAUGUUGUUGCUUCUGUUUCUGCUGAAGAGAUUCCUCCCCCCUCCCCCACCCGCUGCUGCUGAUCAGGAUUUAUGUUGUUGGUUGAAAUCAAACGAUGAAGAUGAAGAUGAAGGUUUUAGUCUGAAGUCACCAGAACAAUAACCAACAUGAAGAUUGCACUUUUUAGAGAUUUCCUUUGGUUUCCGGGUUUUGUUGUCGCUGGUGAUUCUGGUUCCAGAGCGAAGCCGCCAUGUUGGAUCUGAACUCGGAGCCGCCAUGUUGGAUCUGAACUCGGAGCCGCCAUGUUGGAUCUGAACUCGGAGCCGCCAUGUUGGAUCUGAACUCGGAGCCGCCAUGUUGGAUCUGGGCUGCUCCAUCUUUCUGUUCUUUGUGUUUCUUCAAUUAUGCAUGAACUCUAAAUAAAAUAAUCGGUGUGAUCCACA
This is a messenger RNA of Xiphophorus hellerii (green swordtail), 2916 nucleotides long. It is a transcript of the gene tom1l2b, whose product is annotated as target of myb1 like 2 membrane trafficking protein b. Gene Ontology annotation, molecular function: clathrin binding; phosphatidylinositol binding; ubiquitin binding. Gene Ontology annotation, cellular component: membrane; endosome. The record is from RefSeq and is a predicted model, not a curated record. Gene Ontology annotation, biological process: signal transduction. The transcript is spliced from 15 exons. NCBI's taxonomy places the organism in Eukaryota, Metazoa, Chordata, Actinopteri, Cyprinodontiformes, Poeciliidae. The coding region runs from base 81 to 1643 and encodes 520 amino acids.